This is a messenger RNA of Neohortaea acidophila, 1764 nucleotides long. RefSeq lists its product as uncharacterized. Lineage: Eukaryota; Fungi; Ascomycota; Dothideomycetes; Mycosphaerellales; Teratosphaeriaceae. The transcript is spliced from 2 exons. Gene Ontology annotation, molecular function: protein-lysine N-methyltransferase activity. Gene Ontology annotation, biological process: peptidyl-lysine monomethylation. Bases 1 to 1764 code for a protein of 587 amino acids. The record is from RefSeq and is a predicted model, not a curated record. Gene Ontology annotation, cellular component: nucleus.
AUGGCGGCGUCGCCUACCGAGCUCGCAGCGUUGGAGCAAUGGUUCCGUGCAAACCACGGCCAUCUCCAUCCAGGCAUCCACCUCCAGCACGACGACAUCUUCGGCGUGCACUACCGAACACGUGCUACCAUUGAGGCCGGCGUCUGCGUGGCUUCGGCUUCCCACGCCGUCGCUCUCUCAUACCUCAAUGCGCUGGUCGACGAGCACUUCCCCGUCUUCCAGCAGCAGAGGCACCGCUUCCCCGUUGCUGCCGCGGGCUUCUUCUACCUCAUGUCACAGUGGGUGAACCGUGAAAUUUCGUUCUGGAAAGCCUAUCUCGACACUCUUCCCACGCCCGAGGCCGACUUUUCCCAGCCGUUGUUCUUCGAGCAGGCAGCAGACACGGCUUGGCUGGAAGGCACCGAUGUCUGGCACACCGUACGCGCUCGCGAGGAAGUGUACAGAAAUUAUUUCGACGAUGGAAUUGCCAUUCUCAGGCAAGAAGGGAUAGAUGUACAGCCAUACACGUGCGAUCUCUGGACGACGUAUAAAUCCACGCUGGAUGGCCGCCGGGAAGCUGUGCUGCUCGACAUGUCUGCAGUUCCCCGCGAGGAUCUUGAAUUUCCCGUCCUGUUUCCGGGCCUGGACGCCGCUAACCACAACCCGAGGACCAAAGUCGACUGGGUGUUUGAUGUGGCACAGUUCAGCGUCAUCGUCGCCGAAACCAUCGAGGCUGGAGCUGAAGUGUGCAACAACUACGGUCCAAAGGGCAACGGAGAGCUGCUCAUCGGCUACGGUUUCUGCAUUCCCGACAAUCCUCAUGAUACUGUGGCGUUGACGUUGAAAGCCCCGCCCAGAGAACUGCAGUUACAAAUACAACAAGCCCGCCCGGCAUAUCUCAACGCAUGCGGUGACUGGAACUCGGAGAAGGCCACCUUUCGCCUUGGACGUCCACGGUGCGAACUGUCCCAUGCCAGUCAUCUGUUCUCAGAGCUCCCCGAAGCCCUGCUCGAACUACUCGUUUACAUCCUUCGUCACGAACGUGGCCUGCCCUUCCACGCCAUAGACGAACCUCGCCAGUACCUCGACUCGGAAGGAAGGCGUUAUCUACCACACAUUGCUCGCAUGAUAGUUCAAUCACUAAACGCGACCGCCGUCCGACUCCAAUCCGCCAAGCUACCCUCUGAACCCCAAAACUGCAAACAACAGCAGGCAGCGAUUUACAGGCAGGGACAAGUCGACAUCAUCAACGCCCUCAUCAAUACCCUAAAGACCUACACGCGCUCUCUUCUCUGGCAGCCCUCCCCGAACCAGAGCAUGCCCACCCACCCCUGCCUCAUCCGUCUGCAAGAUUUCAUCGACGCUUCGAAAUCGUCCGGCACGCUUGAUGAUGCUUUCCUAACGGGCAUCGGCGCCAGUGCCAACACCACAGAUCUCACGGAAUUGCGUCUGGCGGAAUGGGAGGAGGAUGUGUGGGUACUUGCCCUGUGCUAUUCUCAUCUCGGCUCCCACCGUGUCGACAACAGUCGCAGUGAGCCGAUUGACGACUCCACGGGGCAUGAGCCAGGGCAAGCGGGCGAUUUGAUGGACAUCGUCGAUACUGCCGCGUCCGUCUGCCCGGACUCGAUUUGGGCAAACGAGCGCUGGAGUGCAAGUUAUAUCGCUAGCAUCGGUGGACGGAUAUUGCAGCAUGAUAGCUUCAUGAUCAUGUGUCCGAAGCCUGGGCAUGAAGAAGUUGCCGAACCCACAUUGUGCGUCUAUCUGGACUCAUGGCCUGGCGGAUAA